AUGAAGGUGAUGUGCAGCGCCUGCAGCCGCAGGCUGGAGGAGUACCAGAGGAUGGUGUCUGACAGGGACAGAGAGAUCAGGAGGCUGCAGGACAGGCUGCAGGAGACUGAGGACAAACUGAUGCGUCUGCAGGCAGGACGGAGGCCUGAGGAACAGCUGUCCUGUCCGGUCACGUCUGAUGCAAAGCAAAUAAACUCUGGUGAAGCUCUAAUAAGCGCUCAUAACGAAAGUGCCGGUGCAGCAACACCCACACAAAGUUCCCUCAAGUGCCAUGACACAGCGGAGGCCUUUCCCCACCAACAUGCCCGCCCUGAGAAACCCUCAUGGGAGGGUGGGGGAGCCGCUGGGUGCAUCAAAGAGGAACCUUCAGACUUGGAGACGGUCAUUAAAUGGGAAGUGUGUGAGGGCAGUUUGGUGGAGGGUGAACGUGGAGCUGAAUAUCUGCACAAGGAAAAACCUGCAAAGAAAGACAUGCAGACUGAGUGUGAGGUUAAAACGGCAAAUCCACAGAUGAACAGGACAAUGGCAACAGAACAUGAAGACGAAUACACUGCCCAUCUUAAGAGAAAAGGGGGAGAAAGAAACGGGUGCCACCUGCCUGAGAGUGAAGAAGAGGAGGUUGUUGUGAAGAAAGCUUGUGUAACCCAUCCCUCUGCACCUAAAAUAACUGCUCCAAAACACAGUCUGGCAGAUGUCGGCUCAACACAGACACAGAGGCAGAGCUUGAACGGCUCCCUAACUUCAAACUUCAAUGCACAAGACCUCCUGGCAUGCCAGCAGCAGACAUACAUCCCUGUGUCGGCUCCGCCACCAACGUGUGACCCAAUACUUCUAGAGGUUCUCGUUUCGUUGGAGACGAUCAAACAACAGAACAGCACCGUUCUUCAAAUACUGCAGUCAGGACACUCACCUGGAGCGCUGCUCUGUGAACCGCCAGAUGUCGGGACGCUUCCUCUUCCACUUCAGUCAGUCCAGGAUUUAAGAAGUUUGGAGCAGCGGCUCUCCACUGAACCAGAGCUGAAGAAUAAAAUGAUCUCAUACCUUGGUUUAGCUGGCGGGAUGACGACCAAAGAGAGCGUGUGGAGGAUCAUGGCCAAACUUUUUACCAACACUUUGGCCAUAAACAUCAACUGGAGGGGAAGAAAUAACAAGCAGAAAAUGGAGAACCUUACCAUCAAAAGAGUUAUCCUGAAUGCAGUCAGGCAGAAUUCGUUCUGCAAGGAUGCCGUGGAUGAGGAGAUAGAGAGCUACAUGAAGCGCUGGCUGCAGCUGGCAGCAGACAGAGACGGAGGAAGGAAAAGGAGGCAAGAAAAGGGGAAGGAGGCAAACAGCAUGCAGGAUUACUGCAUGGACGAGAUGUUCACUAAUGAGAUAGAGUAGCGUAGCCUACAUGCAACACAUAUUGUACACAUCAUACAAGUAAGCACACUUAUUUUGACUGCGGCUCAUGAACAUACAGAUGGGUUGCUGCAAAAAAAAAAAAAAAUCCAUUCUUUUAUCAUCUCCUCUUUAACUGUCAUAGGAUCUAUAAUAAUGAUAGUAAUGCAGCUCACUAACAAACAACUAACAAAACACUAUAUGCAUGUAGAUGCAUGCAUGCACACACAGAACUACACUCACCAUUCCCUCUAUAAAUGAACUGUCUUAGAGAUAAGGUAGGAUCUGAUAGACACAAACAAAAUAGAAAAUAAAUCAUUUUUAACAUUUAUAAUAUCAUUGCACUUACAAUUUAACGUUAAUCUUAUUUUCAUAUCAGUUAAUAAUGUUGUUAAUCAUAUUUAUUCUUACUCAAGAUAAUGUGUUUAUUGUAUACAUGUUAG
Messenger RNA from Plectropomus leopardus (leopard coralgrouper), 1820 nucleotides. RefSeq lists its product as uncharacterized. NCBI's taxonomy places the organism in Eukaryota, Metazoa, Chordata, Actinopteri, Perciformes, Serranidae. The record is from RefSeq and is a predicted model, not a curated record.